AUGGACAGUCUGACAGAACAGAGACUGACAUCUCCCAAUUUGCCGGCCCCCCACCUGGAACACUACAGUGUUCUGCAUUGCACCAUGACCCUGGAUGUGCAAACUGUAGUCGUUUUUGCUGUAAUUGUAGUCCUCCUUCUUGUCAAUGUCAUACUUAUGUUUUUCCUGGGAACGCGCUGAAUGGAGUCCAGCCACCUGAGCUCUUGCAAACUCUUGCUUUGAUUUCAUCCUGAGAAUCACCCAACACCAAGAAAAAAAAUUCAAGGGAGACAGAGACUAGGAAAGAGAGGGAGAGAAAGAGGAAGCUGUCUUCUCAGGGGGGAAAACGUUGUGAGCUUCAACAUGGCCUCGCUGUGAUAUGUAUGACGUUGGUAUAUUAUCUUUCC
Erinaceus europaeus (western European hedgehog) is the source of this 386-nucleotide messenger RNA. RefSeq lists its product as uncharacterized. Lineage: Eukaryota; Metazoa; Chordata; Mammalia; Eulipotyphla; Erinaceidae. The record is from RefSeq and is a predicted model, not a curated record. The coding region runs from base 1 to 180 and encodes 59 amino acids. The transcript has a single exon.